AUGAACUUUCUUCUAUCCUUGAUUUUAGUUAUAAGUUGUGUUCAUGUUUUUGGAUCUUUUAAUAAUACUUCGAUCCGUCAGAGUGAUAUUCUAGUAAGAAAGGCCCGAUGGUUGCCCUUAAUAUAUCCCAGAGCCAAUCCUACUCGAUUAGAGAUGAUAGCUGGCUUUGGUAUACCCGUAGAUGACCUUACUGUUGAAUCUGUGGUCACAGGUUACGUUCUGAAAGCUCAAUAUUACUUACCAUACUCCGUUAAGCAACUGAGGACCAAGGAUGUCCACGAAAUCUCUAAAGGAAGGCUGCUGGAGAACGCCACAAUCUUCGAUAAGGUAAUGCAGAUGUCUGAACAGAAACUGGGCCUGGAUCCUGAUAUCCUGCAAGAAGAUCUUCAGGCCUUCGGCAGCUAUCGCUGGUCGGUGUAUGAGGCCUUCGCCGCCCUGGCCAUUCGCAUGAAGCUCAAUGGCCGAGUAUGUGUCCUGAAGAGCAUCUGCGAAAGUGCGGCGGCUCCCUUCGACGAUCGAAAUGGUUUGCUGGGCGAACUGCUUCACAUCCUGCUCACACCAUCCAGUUCUGUGGAUCCCUUGGCGGAGCACUCGGACAACGAUUACCUGCAGGCUGAGAGAUUGGGAGCAGCUGGUAGCGAUUGCGAUCAGGUGUAUCCAAAGUGUCCCAAGUCCCUGCUGGAGCACUUUAGUGAUGUACAUCAUCUGGGCAGUGAGUUCCUUCGCAUGUUGGGUUGAGAUAGUGGCUUAGAUAAGCUGGUCAAA
Molecule: messenger RNA, 765 nt
Organism: Drosophila eugracilis
Lineage: Eukaryota; Metazoa; Arthropoda; Insecta; Diptera; Drosophilidae
Exons: 3
Coding region: 1-738 (245 amino acids)
Source: RefSeq, a predicted model, not a curated record